AUGCCUGGAGCCAUGAGAAUCUUUUUCUUAAUGUUUGCUGCACUCAUUCUUCUUGUCCAAACUGUCCCAGCCAGGGGAGGAAUGCAAAGAGAAGCACUUUGUAAGAAAUUGAGAGGCCGCUGUCAAGUUGAAUGCCUCACUAUUGACGAGCAGAUUGGAGGCUGUAGAGCGGAAUUAAUACCACUUUGCUGCAAAAGAAGACGUCUUAAAAUCUAA
Messenger RNA from Microcebus murinus (gray mouse lemur), 216 nucleotides. RefSeq names its product beta-defensin 107A-like. NCBI's taxonomy places the organism in Eukaryota, Metazoa, Chordata, Mammalia, Primates, Cheirogaleidae. The record is from RefSeq and is a predicted model, not a curated record. Gene Ontology annotation, biological process: cell chemotaxis; defense response to bacterium. Gene Ontology annotation, molecular function: chemoattractant activity; CCR6 chemokine receptor binding.